AGGGAGAGGAGCGGGUGGGAGGAAGGAAGGGAGGGCGCGCGGGGUGAGGGGCGGCGGCAGACCUCGCGGGACCCCAGCGGGACGCGCGGGCGGCGGCGGGAUGCGCGCUCUGGGCGGUGGGGCGCGGCGCUAGGCGCCCGGCGGGGCGUCCCCAGGCUGCGACCCCGCGGGACCCUCCCCUCCUCCCGCCGCCUCCGCAGUCCGCGCGCCGGAGCAUGAGUCCGGGCAGGAGCCCCACGGCCGCGGGCGGCGCGUAGGACGGCGAUACGCGCCCUGGAGGAGCCGCCUGCCGCCCGGCUCCACCGCAGCUCCAGCCGCGGGCAGCGGGGCGCUCCCGAGGCCCCGGAGGAAGGAACCAUGAAAGUGAGGUCGGCCGGCAGUGAUGGAGAUGCCCUGUGCGUUACAGAAGAGGACCUGGCGGGUGAUGACGAGGACAUGCCGACCUUCCCAUGCGCCCAGGAGGGCCAGCCGGGGCUCCGCUGCAGCCGCUGCCAGAAGAACCUGUCUUUGCACACAUCGGUGCGGAUUCUUUACCUCUUCCUGGCACUGCUCCUGGUGGCCGUGGCUGUGCUGGCCUCUCUGGUUUUCAGAAGAGUGGACUCUCUCUCCGAAGACAUCUCCUUGACCCAGUCUAUUUAUGACAAGAAGCUUGUGCUAAUGCAGAAAAAUCUCCAGGGCCUGGAUCCAAAAGCCCUGAACAACUGCUCUUUCUGCCAUGAAGCUGGGCAGCUGGGGCCCGCGAUCCAAAAACUGCAGGAGGAGCUGGAGGGAAUUCAGAAGCUGCUUCUGGCCCAGGAGGUGCAGCUAGACCAGACCUUGCAGGCCCAGGAGGUGCUCUCCACCACCAGCAGGCAGAUAUCGCAGGAGAUGGGCAGUUGCUCCUUCUCCAUCCACCAGGUUAACCAGUCUCUGGGGCUCUUCCUGGCCCAGGUGAGAGGCUGGCAGGCCACCACAGCUGGCCUGGACCUCUCUCUGAAGGACCUCACCCAGGAAUGCUACGAUGUCAAGGCUGCAGUGCACCAGAUCAAUUUCACCGUGGGGCAGACUUCCGAAUGGAUCCACGGGAUCCAGCGGAAGACAGACGAGGAGACCCUGACCCUCCAGAAGAUUGUCACCGACUGGCAGAACUACACCCGGCUCUUCAGUGGCCUGCGUACCACCUCCACCAAGACUGGAGAGGCAGUCAAGAACAUCCAGGCCACCCUGGGGGCCUCCUCACAGCGCAUCAGCCAGAACUCUGAGAGCAUGCAUGGCCUGGUACUGCAGGUCAUGGGCUUGCAGCUGCAGCUGGACAACAUCUCUUCCCUCCUGGACGACCAUGAGGAGAACAUGCAUGAUCUCCAGUACCACACCCGCUACGCCCAGAACCGCACUGUGGAGAGGUUUGAGUCUCUGGAAGGACGCAUGGCUUCUCACGAGAUUGAAAUUGGUACCAUCUUCACCAACAUCAAUGCCACCGACAACCACGUGCACAGCAUGCUCAAGUACCUGGAUGACGUGCGGCUCUCCUGCACGCUGGGCUUCCACACCCAUGCUGAGGAGCUCUACUACCUGAACAAGUCCGUCUCCCUCAUGCUGGGCACCACAGACCUGCUCCGAGAGCGCUUCAGCCUACUCAGCGCCCGGCUGGACCUCAACGUCCGGAACCUCUCCAUGAUCAUGGAGGAGAUGAAGGCAGUGGACACACAGCAUGGAGAAAUCCUUCGCAAUGUCACCAUCCUACGAGGUGCCCCUGGCCCUCCAGGACCAAGAGGACUCAAAGGAGACAUGGGCGUGAAAGGGCCUGUUGGUGGCAGAGGCCCGAAGGGAGACCCCGGCGGCUUGGGACCCCCGGGACCCCAGGGUCCUCAGGGGCAAACUGGAGAGACCGGACCUGUGGGAGAAAGGGGCCCCAUUGGCCCUCGAGGGUUCCCAGGCCUCAAAGGCUCAAAGGGUAGCUUUGGAACUGGAGGACCGAGAGGACAGCCAGGCCUGAAAGGGGACUUGGGGCCCCCAGGACCAGAAGGGCCCCCGGGGUCUCCAGGGCCCUCAGGGCCUCAGGGAAAACCGGGGAUUGCAGGGAAGACAGGGUCACCAGGCCAGCGGGGAGCCAUGGGGCCUAAGGGUGAACCGGGGAUCCAGGGUCCCCCAGGCCUCCCUGGGCCUCCAGGCCCACCAGGAAGCCAGAGCUUCUACUGAGGAGGGCUCUGGAGCAGACACUGCCUCAAAGAAUGCUGGAGGGGCACAGAGCAGAUCCAGGCCGCAGAAAGCCACACCUACAGACAGCUGUGGUCCUCUGAUUCCAGUGAGGGGGUUCCCCAGGGCUGGCCCUGCAGCUUUGGGCUCCCCCAUAGUGACUGUAUCAUAGGAAAGCAGUCCCUACUCACACACACAUGCACACAUGCACAUACACACUUGUGCACACAUGCACACAUACACGUGCAGGCACACAGGUGCACACAUGCAGAUACACAUGUGCACACAGACACACACGAAGGCACACACACUCACACAUGCACACAUACACAUGCGGGCAAACAUGCAUGCAUGCACAUACAUGCAGGCACACAUACACAGGCACACACACCUGCACACCUACACACACAAACACACAUGCACACAUACGUGCAAGCUUACACAUGCUGGUACACACAUGCAUAUACACGCAUGCGCACACAUACACACACAUGCACACAUAUAUGCAUACAAAUAUAUAGAGACAUGCGCACACACAGAUUGUUCUGCUGGCCAGGGGGGCCAACUGGGUUUCCCUGGCUGGGCAGGAGGAGAGGGAAGAGGAAGAGCCCCCUUUCCUGUGACUGAGCCUGCCAGGGAGGCGGCUACCUCGGGAGGAAGGUCUCACAUCUGUCUCUGGGCACCCAUGCUGGCCAGCAAUUUCCCAGGGCUCCCUGUGGCUGAAAAGCCCUGAGGAAACCUUUGCGGGUGGGACAUUACAGCCAGAACUCCAGAGGCAAAGUGGAUCUGGCAACCACAAGACCCUCCCUAUCAUCAGGGGAACAGGGUAUCCAGGAGCUGUCCCAGCCUGUCACAGCACAGUGGAGCCAUGAGACCCACCUUCUCUGGCCUUGCACACAGCGGCCCUGGAGACAUUCAACAGUCAUUUCUUCACAUGUCCAGAAAAUCCUUGCUUCAUCCUUGCCUCUGCCCCUGAGGAGCAGCGCAGAAGGAAUCCAAGCAGAAGUUUCAUCUGCACGGGGCACUCUGCAGGCCCUGGAGCACUGGGCCUGAGUGGGGUUGGCAGACAGGCAGGCCAGAAGAUUCUCUCUGCACAGCUGCCUUCCUUGCUCUCCCUGACGCUGGCCUGUCCCAUUCCCCAUUCCCUCUGGGGUGAUGGGGAGGAACAGGCUGCAGGAGGGCCAACCCUUGUAACCGGGCAGCUCUUGCCUCCUGCACCAGGCUCUCCUGAUCACAGCUGCAUGCUGACCAGGACCCACCAUGGCCUGAGCCCUCUCUGCAUGGGAAGCCAGCUGGAGUAGAAGCGGGAAGGGCCUGGGCACGCACAGAGGCCAUUCUGUCGUCACUCCUUGGCCCCCACCAACUUCCUGUACACACUGGCAGAGAGGGGCGCUGGGAAGUCACCCUGCAGGGUGGCGGUCUCCUGUUGGCUACACUCGCUCUCAAGCUGCUUUGCCUUUAUGUUCAAACAGAUUCAGACCCCCCGGGUUGAGGGCACAGAGUUGUCUCAUCCCCAGCACGGACCCAGAGACCAGACCCUCCCCCACAAAGCCUUUCCGCACCUUCCCGAGUGUCCCGGCUGUGCAACUGGUUUGCACUGCACACCCCACGGCCAUGUAACGCUCCUGUGCACGUAUGAUGAUACCAUGCUGCCUAGUAUUACCGCAUCAGUAAAGAGCUGUUUCCAGGA
Messenger RNA from Callithrix jacchus (white-tufted-ear marmoset), 3865 nucleotides. RefSeq names its product scavenger receptor class A member 3 (gene SCARA3). NCBI's taxonomy places the organism in Eukaryota, Metazoa, Chordata, Mammalia, Primates, Cebidae. The record is from RefSeq and is a predicted model, not a curated record.